AUGGCUGGAUUGGCACCUGAAGGGACUCAGUUUGAUGAGCGCCAAUAUGACAUGAAAAUGAAGGAGUAAUGAAUAUUCUAAUUCAGUUUUACUUUACUUACUUUAAUUUUUUACUUUCUAUUCAUUUAUUUAAAUCAUUUGGGACAUUACCUGAUGCAGGCUUACGGAAGAUGGGCAGGACUUCUUUACCUCAUAUGAUGAGGUUUAUGAGACCUUUGAUGCCAUGGGGUUGCAAGAGAAUCUCUUGAGAGGCAUCUACGCCUAUGGUGAGUGAGAUCAGCUCUUCCAUUUCUCUCUUGUUUCGUCUUCAUUGAGAAGCUUUUAACACCGUUUUGCAUUGUCCUGUUCAUAGGUUUCGAGAAGCCUUCUGCCAUACAGCAGAGGGGGAUUGUGCCUUUCUGCAAGGGUCUGGACGUCAUCCAGCAGGCGCAAUCCGGUACGGGGAAGACAGCGACUUUCUGCUCUGGGAUCCUGCAGCAGAUCGACUACGGCCUCGUGGAAUGCCAGGGCUUGGUUCUCGCCCCGACCCGAGAGCUUGCCCAGCAGAUUGAGAAGGUCAUGCGAGCCCUCGGAGACUACCUCGGCGUGAAGGUUCAUGCCUGUGUUGGUGGUACCAGCGUUCGCGAGGACCAGCGCAUUCUCUCGAGCGGAGUUCAUGUUGUUGUCGGCACCCCCGGCCGUGUCUUCGACAUGCUUCGUCGGCAGUAUCUCCGGCCCAACAGCAUCAAGAUGUUCGUCCUGGACGAGGCUGACGAGAUGCUCUCUCGGGGCUUCAAGGAUCAGGUCCUCCUCCUCUAUCCUUUUGGCCCACAAGAAUCUAUUCUCGACUGAUGCCGGGCAUCUUUGAUGGGUCUUCUUCUUUCUUUCUUUCUUUGUGUUCUCUGAAUGUUGUUGUGGGUCAGAUCUACGAGAUCUUCCAGCUGCUGCCGUCGAGGAUCCAGGUGGGGGUGUUCUCGGCGACAAUGCCGCCGGAGGCGUUGGAGAUAACGCGCAAGUUCAUGAACAAGCCGGUGAGGAUCCUGGUGAAGAGGGACGAGCUCACUCUGGAGGGGAUCAAGCAGUUCUACGUGAACGUCGAGAAGGAGGACUGGAAGCUCGAGACCCUCUGCGACCUCUACGAGACUCUGGCCAUCACCCAGAGCGUCAUCUUCGUGAACACCCGCCGCAAGGUCGACUGGCUCACCGACAAGAUGCGCAGCCGCGACCACACGGUCUCGGCCACGCACGGCGACAUGGACCAGAACACCCGCGACAUCAUCAUGCGCGAGUUCCGGUCGGGCUCGUCUCGGGUUCUCAUCACCACGGACCUCUUGGCCCGUGGCAUCGACGUCCAGCAGGUCUCCCUGGUCAUCAACUACGACCUGCCGACGCAGCCGGAGAACUACCUGCAUCGCAUCGGGCGUGGCGGGCGGUUUGGGCGGAAGGGUGUGGCCAUCAACUUCGUGACCCGCGAAGACGAGCGGAUGCUCUCAGACAUCCAGCGGUUCUACAACGUGACCAUCGAGGAGCUCCCUGCCAAUGUGGCCGAUCUUAUAUGA
Spirodela intermedia is the source of this 1538-nucleotide messenger RNA. Lineage: Eukaryota; Viridiplantae; Streptophyta; Magnoliopsida; Alismatales; Araceae. The record is from the annotation of a GenBank genome assembly.